UUGGCUACUUGAUGCUCUCCGGGCUCACGCCUAGGCUAUAUUGAUUUCAUACAAGCCACUUCAGCCCUCACAUGAGCAGCUUGGGCAUACAAACAGACACACAUCUUGGUGACCAGGGGACGCCUCUGGAUAGUUGACACAAAGGUUGAGAAGAAGGCACACCGGUAAGCUCACGUGCCGGUCUGUAUGCCUCUGCGCGCGCCCUGGGAGUUUCCUUCAAUCCGCGGGUGAGGCGUCUUAGGAAGCGCAAGCUCGAGGGGCGCAACUUUUCUUGUUUCUUUGUCUCAAAGGAGCUGCGCCUCGGCGAAACGAAGGGAAUAACUCGACAAUGAAUCGGCCGUGGGGUCAUUCGCAUGGAUUUCUAAUCUACCUGUUCCUGCUGGCUUUAUGGCGUGCAUGUUCUGAGACAGAUGUAUCCGGCUCAGAUGCCUUUAAAAACAACAUUACCCUCUUCACACGGAUCUUGGACCGACUGCUUGAUGGCUACGACAACAGGCUGAGACCUGGUCUUGGAGAUCGAGUGACGGAGGUGAAGACCGAUAUCUAUGUGACCAGUUUUGGACCAGUGUCUGAUACGGACAUGGAAUACACAGUGGAUGUGUUUUUCCGUCAGCGCUGGACAGACGAGCGGCUGAAGUUUAACGGGCCAAUGAACAUCCUGCGUCUCAACAACCUGAUGGCCAGUAAAAUCUGGACUCCAGACACUUUCUUUCACAACGGCAAGAAAUCUGUGGCUCACAACAUGACCAUGCCCAACAAACUACUGAGGAUUAUGGAGAACGGCACUCUGCUGUACACCAUGAGGUUGACUGUUCAAGCUGAAUGUCCAAUGCAUCUAGAGGACUUUCCAAUGGACUUCCAUUCAUGUCCGCUUAAAUUUGGCAGCUAUGCUUACACUCUGACAGAGGUGACAUAUGUUUGGACACGUGAUGCCACUUUAUCGGUGGAAGUAGCUCUGGAUGGAUCUAGGCUUAACCAGUAUGACUUAACGGGACAGACCGUUGGCAAGGAAACCAUCAAGUCCAGUACAGGUGAAUAUACAGUGAUGACUGCCCAUUUCCAUCUGAAGAGGAAGAUUGGGUACUUUGUGAUCCAGACGUACCUGCCUUGCAUAAUGACUGUCAUCUUAUCCCAAGUCUCUUUUUGGCUCAACCGAGAGUCUGUCCCCGCACGCACAGUUUUUGGUGUGACCACGGUGCUAACGAUGACCACUCUGAGCAUCAGCGCUAGAAACUCUUUACCGAAGGUGGCCUACGCCACAGCCAUGGACUGGUUCAUCGCCGUGUGCUACGCGUUUGUUUUCUCUGCUCUCAUCGAGUUUGCCACAGUAAACUACUUCACCAAGCGUGGCUGGGCCUGGGAUGGCAAGAGCAUUGUCAAUGAUAAGAAAAAAGAGACGUCCGUUAUUAAAAAGAAUAACGCAUAUGCAGUCGCUGUGGCAAACUACGCACCCCACAUUGCAAAGGACUCAGCUCUGCCCACUGUCUCGAAGAGCGCCACAGCGGACCACAGUAAAGCCCAGCCAGUGGCUAAAGAAGCACUGAAGACCUUCAACAGCGUCAGCAAGAUUGACCGUAUGUCCCGGAUCAUCUUUCCAGUGCUUUUUGGCAGUUUUAACCUGGUUUACUGGGCCACGUAUCUCAACAGAGAGCCUAGCGGUAAGAACAUGGUGCCCUCUUAGUGAGCCAUUAUCUACUGCACGUACAAUCAUUGCUCUAUACUAUAAAACUAUAAUGUUUUGUACAAGUUCUUCAGUGUACUUUUAACGUGUCUGUAUGGCAGGACAAUGCAUAGAGCAUCUUAUCAUACUUUAACGGGACAAAUUAACUUAUUCCAACAACUUUAUUAUUGUAUGUCGAUUUCUGAGCAUUUAACUGUUCAUUCCUUGCCUUUUUAUGCAGUGAUUACUGGCAUUUUAUUACAGACCUCUGUUUUUUAUUUUAUCUACAUUUGUGUUUCAUGCAUUUAUAAAAUAUCAACCUCCAUUUAAACAAAAGUGUUUAUGUCAGUGUAUCAAUGUACGCCAGGUAUUGUGCAUUAACGACAUGCUGUUUAAAAUGAAAGCGUAUACAUACAUACUAAAUAUGAUAGCUGUGAUGUUUUGUUAUAACUGCACUACAGUAUCUGUAAGACAGAUCACUGCACCUUUAUAUUGACUGAUGUAGCAUUUCGCGUCAAUUUAAUAUAGCACUUUAUUUUCCGAUUGCGUAUUAGUUUUCACGUACGUCACGCAGAUGUGCAUCUAAUUCUCAGCCAUAAGCAAAGCCCCAUCAGUGAAAGCGCACACCCACACAUGGUUUAAAGGUAAAUGAUUCAAUGAGUUUGUUUGAAGCAGCACAGUGCUUCGUAUUGUUGUGGACACUUUGAUCCAUGAGCACCGUCUCAAGUGGAAUUAGCACUGCAUUUGAGUCACUGCCGUCUCUUUGGUUCGCAGUGAAUGGAAAACGCUGCUGAGAUUUUCCCAAAUAGUUUGGGCAGACAUACAUUCGAAAUGAGAGCCACACGUUCGUCUCCUGUGUAUGUUACAUCAAACGGUGACGCUUCUAAGGUUCAGGCCACUGAUAGCCGCAUUAGCUUAAUGUUGCAACAGUGACAUGAUGUUGUUUAUAUGGUAUUUUCAAUAUAUGUCUAUUGUAGCUUCAUGAUUAAUGCAGAUAAUGGUUGUAAUGGGCUUCUCAGUAUGAUAUAUUCGCCUAAUGACGCUAUGAAAAUGGGAAUCAAAAUAUACUGUUCGCUCAAUACAUCAUCUGUCAAACAUUUUCCGAAUUUUCAUUACUAACAUCAACAAUCCUGACAAGUGUAAACGCUUGAAUGAACUACUGUGGGCUUACUUUUAACAGCUUUUCAAUUUGCCACACUGUUCUCAGUUUUCUGCCUGGGCAAAAAGACAGCUCCCCUGUUGACUGAAAUAAAGUGUUGUCAAAGCCA
Molecule: messenger RNA, 2928 nt
Organism: Puntigrus tetrazona (Sumatra barb)
Lineage: Eukaryota; Metazoa; Chordata; Actinopteri; Cypriniformes; Cyprinidae
Gene: gabra2a
Product: gamma-aminobutyric acid type A receptor subunit alpha2a
Exons: 10
Coding region: 329-1681 (450 amino acids)
Biological process (GO): nervous system process; monoatomic ion transmembrane transport; signal transduction
Cellular component (GO): GABA-A receptor complex; postsynapse; dendrite membrane
Molecular function (GO): transmitter-gated monoatomic ion channel activity involved in regulation of postsynaptic membrane potential; GABA-gated chloride ion channel activity; GABA-A receptor activity
Source: RefSeq, a predicted model, not a curated record